UUGGAAAUACUAGUACAGAAUUCAGAACUGCCGUUCUUGUUUUACGGAUGUUGUGUUUCCCCUUCUUUUGUUUUCACGAUCCAACAGCACUGCAUGGAUACUCAGUUGGAACUUGGAUGUACGAGCGUGCUCUCAUUAUUAUUUGGACUUUACCGUCGCAUUGCAAGUUAGUGAUGCCGCAACACUAACACUACGAGCACUGGUAUACAUGCUGGAUUUCCCGUUCUUCGUUGUUGCAACAGCGUGCCUGGUCUCGGGAGUUUCUUGAGCUCGCCAGUGACGUGCGAAAAUGGGAAAGAAAGUACCAUAUGAUCGACGCUUCCUGUGACUGAUAAUCAUAAUCUGCGCCAUUGACUGCUGCAACCAACCAGUGCACUUCCCGGCCACCGCAGUUCCUUUCGCAUUCACCCGUUUAUGCCCCCCGCGUGAUGCACGACAGGAUUCGUUGCCGAAAUGAGUUCAACAGAGUCCGCCGCGUCCAUCAUUCAGUACAUGCGCACCACCGGUUUAUUCCAGUUCUAUUGCGCUCCUUGCGGUAAGUACUUCCAGCAUCUCUCUCUGCUGGAGCUCCACAACGCCACCCAUACCCCGCCUGCCGAACCGCCCAGCCAGCGCCACUGUCCAGCCUGUGAUCUCACCGGCAGCGACUUCCAACAGCUGGCCGAACAUGUCAUCCAGCAUGCACUGGGCAAAAACGACUGGGUGCGAUGCUCGUUAUGCGGGCUGGAAGUUAGCCGGGUUAAAGAUAACCGCAUGCAGAUGCACCUGGAAACCAAACAUCCCGGCGAGUUGGCAACCAUCUGGGCGGAUUGGCCGUUCCCCUGCGAACACUGUCCACGGCGGUAUUUUCUCCGGAAUCGGCUGGUGCGACAUGUGGGCGAGAUGCAUCCGGACGCUUCCUUGCCGUCGGACCCCACGGAGGUGUGUCCGUACUGUGGGAAAGUGGUGACGGUGAUGCAUCUGCAUCACAGGAAGAACCGAUGCCGAGCCCCGUGGGAUCGGCUACCGUAUCGCUGUCAACAGUGUCAGAGCGGUUAUUUCACUCACGGACAGUUCAUUCAGCACGUUAAGAGUGUUCAUAGAGGUCAGAACCAUCCGGACGCCGCCUUACCGUUGGACCACAUGAAAACGUGUCCCUACUGCGGGAAACUGUUUACGGCGCUGCGUCAACAUCUAAAACAGAACCGAUGCCCAGCCCCGUGGGAUCAGAAGCCACAUAGAUGCUACCGGUGUCAGACCGGUUACUGCACCCACGGGAGCUUCAUGCAUCACGUUGCUAAAGCCCAUGCGGGAGAUGUCACAGUUGGUUUCGCGCCCUCGUUAGGACAAACAACAGCGGAUCGAUCGGAAGCAGUUGACGGGGCUCACCAUCGCCCCCAGGACAAAUUGGAAGAAGCAGAAGCCCCUUUGUUGGAGGAAGUCGACAUAUUUAGUACUAAGGACGUUAGCGGAAACUCGGGCACUAGUGAUGUGAAGCGCGCUACCGAGAAUCCGGUUCUUAUCCAGACGGAAUCCAUUGAUGGAGAUCCUCCUUUACUUGGCCUCACGGUGUCGGACGAGUUAACAGCACUAACGGUGCGUGCCGUUAAAGAAGAACUGUUGGGCUGGGUGGACAGCGAUCCCUGGGGACUGCACAGCAGCGAACACCGUAACACGGGGCUGCCGUUCGGAGAAGAGGAUCCCGAUGCGACUGACUGUUCUGUUAUCAUCGAAACGGAGAAUUCCAUCGUGCCUGCGUUAGUUAACGUCACGGAUGAUUCCGACACCGGCGACACGGCCCUCUUGUGUGCUGAAGAGUUGCUUGCUGAUGAUGAGAUUGAUGCUCUCCAGACCACUACAUCGUCUGAGAAACGUUCGAAAGCCGUAACAGUGCCAUCGCCAGCGGAUGUCGCGGUGGCUCGCUCUUACAUGAAAACCACCGGUCAUUUCAACUACUUCUGUCCCCCGUGUCGCAGCACCUUUCCCACGAUGCCGUUGCUUGAUCUGCAUAAUGCAUUAUGUCAUCCUAUGACGGAUGCCGGCAGCAUUGAUGUACCGGUAGGGAAGUGUCCCCAAUGUGAUUACACCGGUCAGGAGAUGCUCCAGCAUGUUAAUCAGCAUGCUUUCAGCAAGAAAGACUGGGUACCGUGCUUACUCUGCGGCGAGGAAAUCUAUCAAAAAGAGACACAUCUGUAUAGUAAGAUGCGUCGGCAUGUGGAAGAACGGCACCCGGAAGAGUUCGAUGCCAUCUGCCCCGAUGGGGAGCUGCAGUGCCCGGAGAUGGAUUGCCGGGAAAAGUUCUUUUCCAGCGCACAGUUGGUGCGCCAUAUCAGCUCUGCUCAUGAGAGAGAACGAGGGGACGAUCAAGAGACCGUGUUGGAUCGGGCAACGCUUGAAGACCGGAUGCAAGCACGGGACAACCCGAAAAGGAAAUAUCAAGGUGCCCAACAUGUCCUGAGAUUUCUGACCCGCCUCCAGGAAGAGUCUGGAUACCAGUGCGAUAAACGUCCGUCCGGGUUCAUGGCUGAGGUAUCUCCGUUGAAUCACCUGAAAACCCACCAUCCGGACGACAAUGCGGUCCGGUGUGGGCAGUGUCAGCGUCGCUGUGACAGUGCCGGGGGGUUGGAGGAGCAUGUCCGCGCGAAACAUGUGGGAUGGGAGUGUGUGUAUUGCGGUGUGACGAUGGACAACCACAGGUGGCACCCGGCACAGCACAAAGUCGACGACAGGUUCCCCUGUCCGCAGUGUUCGAGGCUGUUUAAGCGGUAUGCCGCCGUGACGCGCCAUAUGGAACGCGACCACUGGGCCAGCCAUGUUUGUGUAGCUUGUGGACACAUCUGCAAGACCUGGGCUGUGUCGAGAGCGCAUGCACGCGCGUGUGGUGCAGUUGCUGGGGGAGACGAUGACCUGCAGUGUGUAAAAGACGAUGCGAGUGCUCAACGCGAACACGGCGCCGGAGUUGUUUUCCACAAGAAACUGGGCAAAGCGAAACGUGGUCGUCAACGGACUGGAGUCACGGACUGUUCGACAUCUACGGUCGCGUGGCAGAUGACCGGCAAACUGUUGCUCGGCAUCGACAACCGGGACCCGUCUGUCUUACCUCCGUGCGAGCCGGUGAAGGGCGCUGAUGCGGAUAGAGUUGCGGCUGCAUCUUGCCUCGUUGAAUCCGCGUUACCGUGUGCAGCGUUAGCCAUGACUGGGGAAUCAUUUCAGUUCACUUCCUUACCGCUAGAUGUCGGUCAGUCAGCUAUGCACGGUAGCGACGCCAUUACCGACGGCGCGGUUGUGUCUUCCCUUGCCGAGUGCUUUCUUGCUGGAGAUAAUGAUCAGUACGACCCACUAGACCCGGUAACUGCAUUAUCCCCGUGUGACUCACCGCCACCACCAUUGGGGAGGGGAUCAUCGUGUAGCACUCCGCAUGGGGAAAGUUGCAAUGGAGAUUCAUUAGCGGAAAUGUGCAGUGGCAUGGAAGCCGGCAUUCCUAGUUUCUCGUGUUCAUCUUCCCCUGGUGAGUCGUUUAAAGCUGGUGAUAAAGAGCAGGACCCACAAAAGGCGCUGCUCCCACGGACUUCGCCGUCAUCGCCUGUAGCGACUGAACAGUGGUGUGAUAUCCUGCUUGCGGAAAUGCCAAGUGGAGAUUCAUUACUGGAAACGUUCGAUGGCGUGAAUUCUGCGCAUUCCGCGUCCGUCAUCGACUUCAUGCGCACCACCGGCUUCUUUCAGUUCUACUGCGCUCCCUGCCGCAAAACCUUCCAGCACCUCUCUCUGCUGGAGCUCCACAACGCCACCCAUUCCCCUCCCGCCGAACCGCCCAGCCAGCGCCACUGUCCAGCCUGUGAUUUUGCCGGCAACGACUUUCAGCAGUUGGCCGAGCAUGUCAUCCAGCACGCACUUGGCAAAAACGACUGGGUGCGAUGUCCGUUUUGCGAGCAGAACGUUAGCCGUGUGAAAGAUAACCGCAUGCGUCUGCAUCUGGGAACCAAACAUCCCGAUGAGUUGGCGGCCAUCUGGGCGGAUUGGCCGUUCCCCUGCAAACACUGUCCACGCCGGUACUUAUCGCGGAGGUGGUUGAUCCGACAUAUGGCCGAGAUCCAUCCGGGUGUCUCCUUACCGCCUGGCCCUUCGGUACUGUGCCCGUACUGUGGAAAACUGCUGACGAAGCUGCCUCAACAUUUAAGAGAGAACCGUUGUCGAGUCGCGUGGGACAAGAAGCCGUAUCGCUGUCAACAGUGUCAGACCGGGUAUUUCGGUGGGGGACAAUUGAUGCAGCACGUUUACGAUGUCCAUCCUGGAAAGGCAGCGGGAUUCGCCGCAUCGUUACCACAAACGACAGCAAAUGUAUCGGAGCAAGUUGAUGAUGCUGAUCCCGCAGCACCUCUGAGUGAUCGCAAGAGAAAAGCUAAAAAGCUCCAAAAGUCAACGAAGCGUAGAAAGCGUGAUAUUUCUGAUCGUGCGGUUGCCUCCCAGAGCGAUGCUAUACCGGCGGAAGCGAGUUUCGUCCUUGCUGCAGAAAUCGUUGCCUCCAGUGAAACUGUUGCGAGUAUUGGACGGCAGCGGUCUCCGGUUAUUUCCGCUGAUGACCAGAUAGCUGCUCCAUCAUUACGGCGGAGUCAGCGUUUAUCGAAACUGCGUCAAACUUCCGCAUCGAAACCGCAGGAUCCCAGCACUCGUUCCCAACCACAGGAAACAUCAACCUCGGCGACGGAUUUUCAGAUGAGUCCGAGCGGAUCACAGUCGGAAAAAAAACAGCCCGCGAUGCGUGAUCACGAAGAGCAGUCUGAAUGUGGAUCGAUCCAGGAUUCCUCCUCAGAGUGGGACGCUGCAUCCGCAGCGUCGGAAUCAGAGGAAUCCGAUGCAGAACGGAACGCCCCUUUGAAGUUUAAAAAUACGGCGAAACGACGGAAACACCAUACACGAGGGGAUGGCUGUGCGUCGACGACAGUCGAUGAUAUUAUUAACAGUGAUAAUCCAGAGAAGUCGGCGCAGCAUAAGCCCAAGCGGGGCAGAUCUGAUCUCCGACCUCCGACGGCAAGCACGCGGUGCCCAAUUUGCCGACGCUGCUGGCCAGAGAUUGAGCAACAUUAUCGUGAAAAACAUCCAGAAUUGGUUGCAGAGCUCAUUCCGUGUCGGCUUAAGGAUUGCAAGGCAGUGUUUCUGAGACAGAAAAGCUUACGGAUCCACAUGCUUCGGGCCCAUUACGGCUCUGUCACAAUGUUGAAUACUGAUCGGCAAGUCGCUGCGGCAACGGAGGAAGUCGAUGAUGGUGUGACGUUGACGACAGCGGAUGAUGCAAGAAAACCACCUCCGCCGAAAGCGAAGUCCCGCAGAUCUGAGGUCGGACUCCGAAAAACAACCGAGCGCUGUCUAAUUUGUCGCACAGAGUGCUCUAAGAAAGGAAUCGACGAACAUUACCGGAACAAGCAUCCAGAUAGUCUUGAAAAGCUUGCACAAGCUAUGACCUGUCGGUAUCCGGAUUGCAACCGGGCGUAUCUUACUGAAAAAGGCUUAAAAUACCACAUGUCGCAGGCCCAUCCCACCGGUAACACCACGGUGUCGGAAGACGAUCAGCAAGUUGCUGCGGCGUACAUUAUCGAAACCGGUUUCCUGCAUUUCCGCUGCACGGUGUGCCAGUUGAAUUUCAGUCGAAAACCCCUGUUGGACCUCCACGUACUGCAGCACGACAGUGCCGUUGACCGCGAGGAACAGCGUCAGUGUCCCGCGUGUGAAUACACGCCUGCCAGCCUCACUGAUUUAUCCCAGCACGUCAACGUACAUGGGUUCGCCAUGUCGCUUAGGCAGCGCCAGCCGUGCAUGCUGUGCGGUAAAUCGAUUUUGAACUAUCACGGUAAGAAUUUACGCGUGCACAUGGAACGGGUCCAUGCGGACGUGAUGUUGCAGCGGAAGCAGCUGCAGAGUUUUCCAUGUGGCAAGUGUGAGAAGACCUUCGAUACGGCCUACGCCAUGAAGCAGCACGUCAACAUCGCGCAUAAGAAAACCAUGUGUCUGUACUGUUGCACGCAUUUCGCGAGCUGCAAAGAGUACCACGUACAUGUGGCGGAGCAUAAGGUGGAGGGUGUGUUCCCCUGUCCGCAGUGCACGGCCUCCUUCAGCUCCUACAUGGCCAUACGAGGACACUUUAGCAUUCAUGAUGCCAGUCGUGUUUGCCUGAUUUGUCGGAAGGUGUGUCGUUCGGCGAAACGGCUGGAAGGUCAUCUGCGACAUUGUGUGAAACAGAAAGCGCCGACACGGCAACGGGAACGUCCCGAGUUGGACGACGGGGCGGCCAUCGAGUUCCCGUGUUCCGUAUGUAAUAAGCGGCUGGUGGGGAUGCAGAAGCUCUUCUGGCAUAUGAAAAGCCGUCAUUUUGUGGGCAGCGCCAAGGAGAAGCGGCAGCAGUGGAAGAAGGAGAAGGAGACCAACGCGCAGCUGAAGGCCUUCUUCCGUCCCAAGAGAACCAUGACGUUUGAAGAGUUUAAUCAUCGCUGCGAAGCGUGCCGGAAAGGGUUUCGGUGGCGGGAGAGUCUGCUCAGCCAUAUUGAGAAAAAGCAUGCGUCGGGAGGGAAAAACUUCUGACACGCAUUUUGUUUAUGUAACUACUGUGCUCCGGUCUCGAAGGGGAUGCAGUAUUAUGCAUUUUGAGUUUUUGUAAUUCCGUGGUUUAGCUGGAUUUUCUGUUUCGCUAUGUGACUAUGUCGGUAAGGUUUUGUCUUAACAAAGCAUUUGACCCCAUCGUCUUUGCUGUCACAAUAAAGCAGCGCUU
Molecule: messenger RNA, 6739 nt
Organism: Paramacrobiotus metropolitanus
Lineage: Eukaryota; Metazoa; Tardigrada; Eutardigrada; Parachela; Macrobiotidae
Exons: 11
Coding region: 454-6552 (2032 amino acids)
Source: RefSeq, a predicted model, not a curated record